AUCAAAUGGAUUAGGACGGUGAAAUAAAAAGCGAGCACUGUCACAAGUUGUUUGUUCUGAUAUGCUUUCUUUUUCAUUAUUUUUUGCUCGAUUUGAUUUUCACAUGCCGUGAACAAUCAUUUUGGAUCUCAGAUCCCUUUUCUGUCCCUUUCUCCUACUUGAAUGUUGUUUAUGACGCUAAUCUUUCUUAAUCACACUAUUAUAAAUUUAUAAUCCCUCCCCUCUGGUGUUUUUCUACCAAUGGGGCUCCUCAGAUGCUGGCCCCGACCAAUUCCACCAUGGAUUCUUUCCCCCAACACCAGUAGCCCUUUCACGAUCUUGUUAAGGUCUUGAAAAUUUACACUGUUACUAUUCCUGCUGAGAAAGAAACGUGGAUGCCAGAUACAGAAAUCAGAAUAAAGAAGGGUUUUUUUUUAAAGUGGGGAAGUAGGAGAUAGACUAGUAGUGAUGAUUUGACAGAGUUUUUUAGGCUUUAUAAGUUAGUUAAUUGAUUUUAUGAAGUGGGUUUUGUGUGGAAUGGUUUAGUUGUUAUGAAGAGUGUAGGGUUUGAAUAUUUCUAAGAAUUUCUGUGUGAGACACUGAGUGUACAGAAAAUAUUGAGUUGGGCAUCUAAUUUUACUGUAGUGCCAGCAUCUAGAAAGGAAUAAUGAUGACUUCACAGAUAAAUUUGGUGAUGACAGUGAUUGGGUUUGCAUUGAGUACCUUGUUCAUAGUGUUUGUGUGUACAAGACUCAUAUGGGCUAGAAUUCAGUUAAAUGCGUCGAGACGGGCUUUAGCCACGGGUUCUAGGUCUGAUCUUAGCAUUUUGGAGCGGGGUCUGAAUGGCCUUGAGCCUCUCGUGGUGGCUAAUUUUCCCAUCAAGAAGUAUAAAGAUAUGUCCUGGUCUUCAAAAGAAAAUGCUCAGUGUACUGUGUGCCUUGCUGAGUACAACGAGGAAGAUACACUACGUAUCCUGCCCGUCUGUGGACAUUCCUUUCACGCAUCAUGUAUCGACAUAUGGCUGCACAAGCACUCCACAUGUCCUGUAUGUCGAAUUUCUCUGAACGAGCUUCCCGAGAGAAAGUGGUUCAUGCAGUCGAUGUUUAGUUCAGCAUUCCGAUCCCAAUACAGCAUGCAAUCUAUCAACUUGCAUUAUUGUCCGUGCUUGUCAAAUUGCCACAUGCAUUCGUCUAGAUCCCUUGACAACCAGAUGCCAGGCCCCGCCCAGGAGCUCCAGUGUCGAUCCGAGGGUGCAUCUGCGUGUUGAUUGUCUGUAAUAAAAACAGGAAACAACUAGAGAGUGCAUGGAUAAGUUCUUUGGCCACAAGAUUUGUGUUGUUGCUUUGAAGGGAAUGCGCAGAAGUUGGUGGCACCAUCGUUGAGAUUGAGUCCUGGAAGUAGAUUGUUCUACUCGUAGCUUUAUGUAUAUAUGGCGAUAGUGAUUUGUCGCUAUAGUGUCAAUUUAUGCUGUCGGUUCUAUCAAGUCAAUCGAUCCAAGUCCUAUUAGUUUACCAAAUUUAUAAAUGGAGUAACCUGACCUAUGUCUCAAUGUAAGGUUUUUAUAAGCUGGGAAUAGAGUGCUCGUUCGACUA
Olea europaea var. sylvestris is the source of this 1571-nucleotide messenger RNA. Its product is annotated as RING-H2 finger protein ATL80-like. The record is from RefSeq and is a predicted model, not a curated record. NCBI's taxonomy places the organism in Eukaryota, Viridiplantae, Streptophyta, Magnoliopsida, Lamiales, Oleaceae. Bases 647 to 1246 code for a protein of 199 amino acids. The transcript is spliced from 3 exons.